AUGGCUCCUAGCAGAAUUGUUGAUCCUACAUCCUUCCAGUCUAAUGAUGCGAAUGGACUCAAGGCGAAAGCCUUGCAGGAGACGUGCGAGCAGCCCGACAUAUUUUAUCAGGACAAAAGAUCAAUUGAAGUCAUUCGAGGUUUGGUCCUGGAUUGUUGCCAGCAAUGGGGUACUGGCCAUGGAGGGAGUGCUCUCGGGAUGGCAGCUAUAGCUCAAACCCUUUGGCGACAUAUCCUGCGCUAUGACCCUGCACACCCCGACUGGUUCGAUAGGGACCGGUUUGUGCUGUCGAAUGGCCAUGUGGGCAUUCUGCAGUACAUUCUCCUGCAUCUAAGCGGAUACGAAAAAUGGACCAUGCAGCAACUGAAAGGUUACUGCCACCCCACUGCUUUGGACUUCACCAGUAUGACCAAGACUCAUCCGGAAAUCGAGUUUGAUGGGCUGGACAUGUCGACCGGGCCGCUGGGCCAGGGCAUUGCGAAUGCGGUUGGCAUGGCCAUUGCUAAUAUGAAUCUCCGAGCCACCUUCAACACGGACCAGUCAGAGAUCAUACUGGGGAGAGUGUAUUGCUCUACUGGGGAUGCUUGCUUACAAGAAGGGGUCGCUUUGGAAGCAAUCUCCCUCGCUGGGCAUCUCAAGCUCGACAAUCUUACUCUCAUCUAUGACAACAAUGGCAUCCAAUGUGAUGGUCCCAUCACUCUCACUACAAGCGAGGAUGUAAACGAGAAAAUGCGAGCUUGCGGGUGGUACAUUAUUGAUGUCUUCGAUGGCAACCACGACGUGGCCAAUAUAUAUACGGCCAUCACUUACGCCAAGCAGCACAGAGGGAGCCCUGUGUUUAUCAAUAUAAGAACCACGAUUGGGCAUGGGACCGACAAAGCAGGAACACACAAAGCGCAUCACACGUCCUUUGGAGGACAGACCGUAGACCAAUGUAAGAGGAAGUGGAAUUUGGACCCCCAGCAGACACAUUACGUUCCCCAGGAGGUUCGCACGUAUUGGGCAGAGAUCCCUAAGCGUGGUAAGAUACUCUACCAGCAGUGGGAAAGGAACCUGGAGAAAUACCAGAUGGCAUGUCCAGAGAGAGCCGAGCAACUGUUGUUGAAAGUGCACGGAAGGCUACCGUCGGGCUGGAUGCGGCUUCUCCAUGAAUUUCAGCCUCCAAACCACCCCAUCCCGAUCCGCCAAGCGUCCGGACAAAUCCAUGAUUAUCUUUGGGAUACAGUCUCAUUUAUCGCGGGCUCGGCAGACCUUUCCGAGCCCAACUUCAUGCUGAAAGGUGGACAGCAACGCUUUGGCUCCCCUAGCCACCACGAUGGAAUGUCAUACAGUGGCCGAUACAUCCACUACGGGGUUCGAGAGCAUGCAAUGAUGGCAAUUGCAAAUGGCAUAUCUGCCUACUCGCGAGGGGCAUUCAUUCCAGUCACUGCCACGUUUGCAAUGUUUCAGCUUUAUGGAGCGCCUGCUAUCCGUAUGAGUGCACUCGCCAGACUGCCCGCCAUUCAUAUUGGCACUCAUGAUAGCAUUGCUGAAGGUGCCUGCGGUCCCACGCACCAGCCAAUCGAACUUGUUAAUCUGUUCCGCUCCAUGCCCGACAUUCUGCAUAUCCGCCCGGGUGAUGCCGAGGAGGCUAUUGGUGCCUGGAUGAUGGCAUUGAGCUUUGAUGGGCCAUCAAUCAUCGGUCUGAACCGUCACGCCGUCCCAAUGCAGUCAGGCACAAAUCGGCACAAGAUGCAGAGAGGGGCUUAUGUUCUUAACAAAGGUGUGGGAUACCAAGUCACCCUGGUCUCAACCGGGGGAGAUUUGUUUCACGCGGUGGAAGCAGCACAGCUGCUAAAGGAUUGUGGGGUCCCAACACGUAUAGUCUCAAUGCCAUGCAUGCGACGGUUUGAGGAGCAGGACGAGGAAUACCAGCGAAUGGUUUUUCCCUGGGAUGGGCGGCCUGUGGUGUCAUUUGAGGCCAUGUCGACUGACGGCUGGGCGAAGUAUGCCACGGCAAGUAUAGGGCAACUUGGUUUUGGAACUACGGUGGCCGCAGAGGCUGUUUAUCCCCACUUUAAACUCACUGCUGAGGAUGUCAAAGAGCGUGUGCUCAAGUAUCUGGAUGGACUGUUGGGAAGGAAUGCACACACGGUUCCGUGGCGGAACAUUUAG
This is a messenger RNA of Aspergillus steynii IBT 23096, 2154 nucleotides long. Its product is annotated as putative transketolase. The record is from RefSeq and is a predicted model, not a curated record. NCBI's taxonomy places the organism in Eukaryota, Fungi, Ascomycota, Eurotiomycetes, Eurotiales, Aspergillaceae. Gene Ontology annotation, molecular function: transketolase activity. The transcript is spliced from 6 exons. Gene Ontology annotation, biological process: pentose-phosphate shunt. Bases 1 to 2154 code for a protein of 717 amino acids. Gene Ontology annotation, cellular component: cytosol.